Molecule: messenger RNA, 738 nt
Organism: Aspergillus caelatus
Lineage: Eukaryota; Fungi; Ascomycota; Eurotiomycetes; Eurotiales; Aspergillaceae
Exons: 5
Coding region: 1-738 (245 amino acids)
Source: RefSeq, a predicted model, not a curated record
AUGGCAGCACCACUCAACAAGCGUCAAGAUGGAGGUGUUGUAGGGCUUGUGAACAGUGUCACAGCUGAUGCUGUUCAGGGUACAGUUGAUGAGGCUAGUGAGCUUGGCCAUGGUGCUAUUAACGGUAUUUUCCAUGGUACUGGUCCGGAUGGUGAAGCCCCUAGCAGAGUCAAGCGUCAAGAUGGAGGUGUUGUAGGGCUUGUGAACAGUGUCACAGCUGAUGCCGUUCAGGGUGUAGUUGAUGAGGCUAGUGAGCUUGGCCAUGGUGCUAUUAACGGUAUUUUCCAUGGUACUGGUCCCAAUGGCGAAAGCUCUUCUUCCGAAUCAUUCAAUAUUAUCUUAAACAUGAAGAUCCAGGCUCUCUGUUCGCUCGCUGCUGUUGGUGUUGCCUUCGCCAACCCAAUCAACAACCUCGCAGAGCGCGGUGACAGUUUCACCAAAUGUGUCACGGGUGUGGUAGAGAAAGGAACCAACCAAGCGUGUACGACCAUUCCCGGUGCAUGCAGCGCGCUGGACGCGUUCACAUCAUGUACCACCGAUGCUACUGAAAAAUUCACCGAUCUUGAGGAUCAUAUUCAGCGUCGCUCAGAAUGGCUGGAGUCUGUGAACACUUGUGGCCAGAACUUAUGGGAAGGUGUGAAGAAUGCGGGUGUAUCAGAUGCUGAUCUGAACACACUGCAAGUGUCAUUUUUGGAGAUCACGACUGAGAGUGUGUCUAGCUGCUUUAACAAGGCAUAG